This is a messenger RNA of Sinocyclocheilus grahami, 1197 nucleotides long. Its product is annotated as receptor-type tyrosine-protein phosphatase S-like. Gene Ontology annotation, molecular function: protein binding. The record is from RefSeq and is a predicted model, not a curated record. NCBI's taxonomy places the organism in Eukaryota, Metazoa, Chordata, Actinopteri, Cypriniformes, Cyprinidae. The annotation marks the transcript as partial. The transcript is spliced from 4 exons.
GCGUGUCAUUACCUUUCUCUUUUUCUUGUAACUAUUCCUCCGCCCUUUGUAGUUCGUCGCAUGCCCCCACGUUUUUUGAUUACACCCCCCACCAUGCAAGAGAUCAUGCCAGGUGGUAGCAUUAACAUCACUUGCGUCGCCGUUGGCUCGCCCAUGCCCUACGUUAAGUGGAUGCUUAACUCUGAGGACCUGACACCCGAGGACGAGAUGCCAUUGGGCAGGAACCUUCUGGAGUUAAAUGACGUCCAUGAGUCGGCCAACUACACCUGCAUGGCCAUGAGCAGCCUGGGCAUCAUCGAGGCUAAUUCCCAGAUCAUUGUAAAAUCCUUGCCAAAACCUCCAGGUACUCCUGUUGUAACUGAAACUACCGCCACCAGUAUCACCAUCAUCUGGGACAGUGGCAACCCUGAGCCCGUCUCCCAUUAUAUCAUCCAGUAUCGUGCCAAAUCUCCCGAGAGCAAGUUUGAGACCGUGGAAUCCAUCACCACCACUCGCUACAGCAUUGGAGGACUUUCUUCGAACACCGAUUAUGAGAUCCGGGUGUCAGCCUACAACACCAUUGGCCAAGGCCCACCUAGUGAACCGGUUGAGGCUAGGACUGGGGAGCAAGCUCCCGCCAGCCCACCACGCAACAUCCAGGCACGUAUCAUCUGCCAGAACACCAUGAUGGUACGCUGGGAUGAACCCGAGGAGCCCAAUGGACAGAUCAAGGGUUAUCGGGUCUACUACACCAUGGACCCAUCUCAGCCCAUGAGCAUGUGGCACAUCCACAAUGUACAGGACAGCGUGAUCACCACCAUUCAGAGUCUGGUGGCCACUGAGACCUACACCAUCAGAGUGUUAGCCUUCAAAUCAGUAGGAGAUGGACCCUUCUCAGAUCCCAUUAACGUCAAAGUGCUUCAAGGAGUCCCUGGACAGCCGACCAACUUCCAGGUUGGUGAGGUGUCAGACACGAGUGUUGAGCUAACAUGGGAACCGGCCUUCGAGAAGGAGGGAAUCAUCAGUUACGAACUGCAUUACAGAGAGGGCAGGCAGGAAUCUCAGGUAAAGAAAACAUUCGGCCCAACCUCUUCCUAUGUGGUGGAGGGUCUACGUGCAAAUACAGAGUACUUCUUCUCUCUGGCUGCCGUCUCCAACAAAGGCAUUGGAGCCUUCACCAACGAAAUAUCCCAAAGGACAUCCCAAGCCAGUAUGUAG